AUGAAUAAUUUUGAAAAGGUUGAGGCUUUUGGACAAUUGCCCCAAGCCAGAUUUGGACACACGAUAACAUACAUAGCGAAGGGCAAGGCAAUAUUAUUCGGAGGUAAAUGAAAAUAUUUAAAUGACAGGGGCAACUGGAGACACAGGCAAAUAUAGCAUUACAGGAGAUACGUUCUCGUUCGACAUGUAAAGCAGAUAAUGGAAGAGAGUAGAAGGUAUACAUAAUAAAGAAAAGAGUAGUGUAGGGUACAGCCCCAUCUCCUCGAGCAGCACAUUCAGCAGUGUGCGUUGAUAUAAAUUAAAUCGUAAUUUAUGGAGGAGCCACAGGAGGUAAUGAAUGAAUUAAUGAUGCAAGGUGGCAGUUUAGCAUCAGAUGACCUCUAUUUAUUGGACUUGAGAUCGAGCGAUGACUUAGGUUAAUGGACUGUCGUACCAGUCGUAGGAACUACACCAGGCAGGAGGUAUGGACACACUCUAACCUUUACGAAACCAUUCCUAAUAGUCUUUGGAGGCAACACCGGACAGGAGCCAGUCAACGAUUGCUGUAUGAAUUCCACAUUUAAUUUAAAGGGUGUGUAAAUGUAGAGAAGAGUCCCAUCACUUGGGUAAGAUUGGAAUGCAAAUCAGAACAGCCAUUGGCAAGAGUGUAUCAUUCUGCUAGUAUUUGCACUAAUGGCAGUGCUAAUGGGAUGGUUGUGGCAUUUGGAGGACGUUCAAACGAUCAGUAAGCAUUGAAUGAUGCUUGGGGAUUGAGAAGACAUCGAGAUGGAAGGUGGGAUUGGGUCAAGGCUCCUUAUAAAAUUGAUAAGGAUUAGCCAGUGGGUAGAUAUCAACACACUACAUUGUUUGUUUACAGCAUGCUCGUUGUUAUUGGUGGUAGAACUGGAAACGUAGGAGAGACCUUAACAAUUGAUGUAUAUGAUACUGAAACAUCAGAAUGGUCUAAAUUUAAUAGCAUUUAGAGAUUCAGACAUUCAUCCUGGUUAGUAGACACAAGCAUCUUCGUCUACGGAGGAUUUGAAUUGGAUUCACCUAACAUCCCAACUGACAUCAUUUCUAAGAUCAAUUUAAAUAGAUUACUGUUGCCAAGUGAAACCCUAACCAAUAAACUAGCCUAAUAUCAACAUGCCUAAAGAAAGUACUAUUAUAUUGUUAUUAAGUGUAUCCCCUCAAUCAUUAUCACCCUAAAUGGCUCCAAUAUCACCAGACACUUAAGCAUCCCCUUUGAAUAGUUCCUUGAUUCAAAAGAAACCAGGUUAAACCACUUAGAAUACUCAAAAGUAAUAGAAACCAUUUGCUUAAAACUAAACUGAUAAAUCACAAUUCAAAUUUAUCAAUUAAGCUGUAGUUGCUGAAGAAAGCAGAGAUUCUAAAGCACCUAAUAGAAAACCAAGAGUGCCCUAAACUGCACAAGAAAAUAAUAUUGCUCAUUUAUUUAUAAGCACCUUAUUAUAGCCUAAGACUUUCAUCAAUAUCUCUGAAAAUGCCAAGUUUUUAUUCCAGGCUUAACAUAUACUUAUGUUAUGUGACUAAGCAGAAGCCAUUCUAAAGGAACAGCCUAUGGUUUUAAGAUGCAAAGCUCCAAUAAAGAUUUUUGGAGAUAUUCAUGGACAGUAUUCAGAUCUAAUGAGAUUCUUUGAUUUGUGGGGGUCUCCAUUUGUAGAUGGCAAAGAUAGCGAUAUAGAAGCAUUUGAUUAUUUGUUUCUGGGAGAUUUUGUGGAUAGAGGGAAUCAUUCUUUGGAAACUAUUUGUUUAUUGCUGGCUCUAAAAGUAAGAUUUCCAGAAUCAAUUCAUUUGAUUAGAGGAAAUCAUGAAGACAAGUGGAUUAAUAAUGGAUUUGGAUUUUCAGAGGAAUGUGCUUAAAGAUUAGGCGAGGAUCCUAAUGAUGAAGAUUCAGUAUUUGCAAGAGUGAAUCGACUAUUUGAAUGGUUGCCGUUGGCUGCUAUAGUUGAGGACAAGAUCAUUUGUCUUCAUGGAGGAAUAGGCAGUCAAUUAAAUUAUGUAGCAGAAAUAGAGAAUCUGCAAAGACCUUUGGAAGUGAUUCAUGAAGUCACUACACCAGAACAACAAUUGGUGGUUGAUAUUUUAUGGUCAGAUCCAACCGAUACAGAUUAAGACUUUGGAAUAUAACCAAAUAUUAUUAGAGAUCCUGCAGGUACUGGAAAUAUCGUCAAAUUUGGACCAGAUAGAGUUAUAAAUUUCCUUAUCAAAAAUAAUCUUUCUCUUAUUAUUCGUGCUCAUGAAUGUGUUAUGGAUGGCUUUGAGAGAUUCGCUGGUAAUAUUUCAUUUAGAUUUUUAUUAGGAGGUCAAUUACUAACUGUUUUUAGUGCAACAGAUUACUGUGGUAGACACAAGAAUGCAGGUGCCGUGCUUAUUCUUAAAAGGAACUUAGAGAUUGUACCAAAAUUAAUCUAUCCUUAAAAUCUGAAUGCUCACAAUUGGAUUGAGGAUGAGGAAGCAUUAAAGAAGAGACCACCUACACCACCUCGUUGGAAAAAUUAAGGUCAACGUAGAAGUUAUGAUUGA
Molecule: messenger RNA, 2526 nt
Organism: Paramecium octaurelia
Lineage: Eukaryota; Ciliophora; Oligohymenophorea; Peniculida; Parameciidae
Source: the annotation of a GenBank genome assembly